AUGGUCAAGCCGCUGUGUCGAGCAGGAGUUGAAGGCGCUAGAAGACAUCUAGCUGAAGAUGUGAAUCCUGAGAGGGAUCGGCCCGAUUGGCCACGCUCCUUCAAACCACCACUUUCCCCCGAAAAAGGGACGAAAGCCUCAGGUCCCCAAACGAGCGCUCCCUCGCCCAGAGACCCCGGCUUGCCCACCCCGCCCUGUUCCCCGCGGCGCGGGAGGAGAGACCGCCCCACACAGGAAGUGUGUCCUGCGCCGGGACCUUGCGCCCAGCCCGCCGGUACCUGCCCUCCGCCCCCAACAGGCGAGAAGCAGCCGCGUCCACAUGGCUUCAGGUGUUCACAUGGCAGUAAACGGGCCCCUGCUCUCCUGGGCGCCCCAGCGCGGCGCCCUCCCGCCCACAUCCCGGCCCAGCCCCGCUGGCCUCGCCUCCAGCCCGUAGCCAAGAGGCGAGCGCGGCCGGUGCCCCCGGGGCUGCCAGGGGCCCCGAAGCAGGCGGCGCUGACUCCCGGACACCGCCCGCUCACACCCGCCGCCUUUGCACCCAAGGCCUCGCGCGACCAGCAGGUCACUGAUUCCACUACCAUCUGUCAGCGUGGAUUGAUUGAGGAGACUGGCCCUGCUAGGCAGAUCAGUGACUUGUGCGAAGUGAGCCAGGGUGUCGGUGCCUUCAGAGCAGGCGGAUGUCCUUCCUCACUUGCCAGCUCUCGUGAGCAGACACACAGCCCUCACCUUUAUCCUUCACCAAGCUCCAGCUCUCCUUCCUCUUGGGAGGCGCCGCCUGCUAACUCAGUCACACCAAGAGGGAGGCCUGGAAUUCCUGCUCACAAGCUCGGGGCUUCAUCUACAGUCUGCCAGGAGGCAACUUACAAAAGCCUCUGGCUAACAGAGCGGGAAACUCCCCACAGCCUCCUGCUGUGCCUGUCCCCAAGCCACGCACUGUCCCCUUGCAAAGCACAAGGAUACUGAGAGUGCACAAACAGCAGGGGUGGAGAGCCUCUGUGGGCACGCCCUCAUUCUGUGCCCUCAUUCCACAGGAGCCCCUGCUUUGUGCAAGUCUCUGAGCCCGCAUGGAGGGAGCAUGGGGGCUCAGAACAGUUCUUUCUGGGGCAAGGUCAGGGGAGGCUCUAAAGUUAUGGUGGUGGGGAGGGCCUUAAAACAGAGGACCAGAGAAUACCAAGACUUAGGGGUGUGGGGGAGAGCCACCUGCUGUGCCCAGGAGGACUGUGCCCAGUGCAGGGGAAAAAGAUGAAGCUGCGGAGUUGGGCAAGGGUGGGAUCCUGCAGGGCCUUAGAGCAUUGGCAUGUUUGGCAUGGAUUUGUUUCACAGGGUCCCACAGAAACUUCUGCUCUCCAGGUUUGCCCCUCCACUCUGCCCUCCAGGAUAGAAGUGUGGCAUCCUAAUCUGGGAUGCAUCCAUCUCUCCCCCUGGACUGUGAGCAUAUGCAGGGCAGAGACACCUCUGCUUCUCUUGGGUCUCCGGCAUCCUGUGCAGGGUAGGGUACCAUGUCCAUUAAAAUGAUGUUAAUGAGGAUGA
Molecule: messenger RNA, 1530 nt
Organism: Pan troglodytes (chimpanzee)
Lineage: Eukaryota; Metazoa; Chordata; Mammalia; Primates; Hominidae
Product: proline-rich protein 2-like
Exons: 3
Coding region: 1-963 (320 amino acids)
Source: RefSeq, a predicted model, not a curated record